This is a messenger RNA of Mytilus trossulus (common blue mussel), 1437 nucleotides long. RefSeq lists its product as uncharacterized. The record is from RefSeq and is a predicted model, not a curated record. Bases 1 to 1437 code for a protein of 478 amino acids. Lineage: Eukaryota; Metazoa; Mollusca; Bivalvia; Mytilida; Mytilidae. The transcript has a single exon.
AUGCCAACUAGAGGUGGAAAUAUCACUAUUGAAGAUUUUAAAUCUGUACUAGAUGAGCUAAGUGAAAUGAUAGAAAAAUAUCUACCUACUUCUGAUAUAAUUAUAGGAGGUGACAUGAAUGCCUCAUUGCAUAGAAAUGAGCGUAAAAUACCUCGUGACAUUGUCUUUGAUGAAUUCUUAAAAUCAAAUGGACUGUCAAUACCUUCCACUUGCAAAAAGCAGAGUACGUUUUUUCACUUCAAUAAUAGAGAUGAAUCUCAAAUUGACUAUUUUGUUGAAACUAGUGCAAUGGUCAAGAAAUAUUUGUCAUUUAAUCGUGAAUUUCAAAAUCUAUCCACUCAUGAUCCAAUUAUGAUUUCAAUUAACUGUUGUAUUGAUAGGAUGGAUAUAAGCACUAGCGAUCCUAGACCUUUACGUAUAAAAUGGGAUAAAAUUGAUAAACAAAAAUAUGAAAAUUUACUAAAAGAGAGAUUAAUUGAAUUUAAUGAUGUGGCUGUGGUUGAAACUGCUGAAAAUAUAGAGAACAUUUUAACAAAAUUUUCUGACAUUAUUGUGACUACUGCUGAAAGUCUAUGCCCAAAAAGAAAAAAACAAUUUAAGAGAAAAAGGGAUUGGACCCCAGAAAUGACUGAAAUUGUUAAGGAGGGUAAAUUUCACUAUUGGAAAUGGAAAAAGGAAGGUAAUAAAGAUAAUAAAUCUAGCAUUAACUAUAUUCGAAUGAAAGUGCAAAAGAAAAAACUUCGUUCUGCCCAAAGACGAUUGGCUGCUGAGAAAAGAGAAAAUACGUAUACCAAAAUUAUGGAAUUAAAUGAGAAUAAUGAUAAACAAUUUUUCGCAUUAGUAAAUAAGCAUAGAAAUUCAAGGUCAUCCACAACUUCAAUUUUGAAGGUUAAUAAUAGACUGUAUAAUAAUUCAGCCUCCAUUCUGGGAGCUUGGGCUGAAUACUUUGAAGAUUUGGCCUCACCAUCUGUGCAAGAUAGAUUCGAUAGUAAAUUUUUUAAUUUGGUUAAUAAUGACAUUGAAAUAUUAACUGAUAUUUUCUUAAGUACAAGAGAACCGAUUCAGGAAGUGACUGAGUACGAAUUGAAUAAAUGUAUUUUAUCUUUUAAAAAUGGAAAAGCACCAGAUGUUGAUAAAUUCACCAUAGAACACUUGAAAUAUGGAGGACAGACAGUUAUAAAUAUACUAACUAAAUUGAUAAACUUAAUUUUUAAAACUGUUGCUGUCCCAAAUAAUUUAAAAAUUGGGAUAGGAUGUCCUCUGUUUAAAAAUGGAGGAAAACCAAAAGAAGAUCCAAAUUCAUAUAGACGUAUAACUAUAACUAGUGCUAUUGGAAAAACUAUAGAAAAGCUACAUUUAUCCCGUAACAAAAGCUCCAUUAAAAAUCAGCAAAGUAGAUUACAAAAAGGGUUCACUGAAAGGGCUGGUUGUAACUGA